CCCUCCUCCCGCACAACCGGGUUUCGGUCUUUCGGGCUGAGCAGGAAGCGAUCGGUGGGGGGAGGAAAAAUAAUAAUAAAACUACUACUACUACCACCACCAGCGAAGAAAAUGGAGAUGGUGUGUGAGAACGGCCCGCGCCGACCGUACAGGACACCGAGCGAGGCGGAUCGGCAGCCGGUGCACAGAUGGACGAGCGCCGACAUGUCUGCCAACCACCACAGUUGCCUCCUGAAGCAGUUGGACCAGCAGCGACGCCAGGAGCUGUUCUGCGACUGCAACGUACUGGUCGGUGGACGCCUUUUCCGGGCGCACCGAAACGUCCUAUUCGGGAGCAGCGGCUACUUCCGAAUGCUGCUGUCUCAGGGUGCGCGGGACAGCCUGGAACCUGCCAGGGCCUCGUUCGACGCCUUCAGCCCCGACACCUUCGCCACCAUCCUAGACUUCGUGUACUCGGGUCACCUGGCUCUGGGCAGCGGCAAUGUCAUCGAGGUGAUGUCCGCUGCCAGCUACCUGCAGAUGGACAACGUCAUCGCCUACUGCAAGGCCUUCAUCGAGUCCUCGCUGGAAAUCAGCGCCAAGGAGGCGACCGAGGACGCCCUGCCUCCUCAGAGUGUCCUGUGGGAGCACCAGGACGACGGCAAGGACGACGACGAGUACGAGGCGGAGGUGACGAACGAUCAGAGCCUGCAGUGCCAGACGGUUCUGGAGGCAGGCUUGAAGGAAGAGCAGGCGGAGCAGUUCGAUGGAGUUUCUGAGCCCAAGAGGAGAGGAACCAGGAAAAGAUCGGCCACUCAUCGUUACAGCCCGGAUGAGAGUUUGCCGAUCGACCUCCAGGGGGCAACGACGGGCACACAGAAAGCAGACGAGCUCUAUGCCACCCUGCCUACCAUCGUAGGUGUCGUGGGGGUUUUCAAUAAAGACUCCGCCCCCACAGUGCGCUUUAAGUGCCCGUUCUGCACACACACGGUGAAGAGGAAGGCGGAUCUGAAGAGACACCUGAGGUGCCACACGGGCGAGAGGCCGUACCCCUGCCAAGCCUGCAGUAAACGCUUCACUCGUCUCGAGCACCUGCGCAGCCACUUUGAGACAAUCCACCAGGCGCGUAAGCUGGUGUGCCGGAAGUGUAAGCGGCAUGUGACGGAGCAGAACAGCCGUGUGGUGUGUGAGGGCUCACGCCGAUACCGGCUCUGUGAAGCGUGUCUGCAGGAAAGCGGCCUGGUGGCACAUGAUGGCACCGACGCUAACACGGAGGAGCCAGGUCUUCUGCUGGGGGUGGAGGAGGAACUGGAGGGAAACCGCAAUGCCUCGUGGGGGAUGGAGGAUGAGGAUGACCUUGCUGAGGAUUCAGGAACUGACCUCAUCAUUCAGGAAGUGGAUGACAGUGACGAGGAGCCCAGCGCAAAGUGACGCUAGUGUGCGUGUGUGUGUGUGUGUGUGUGCAUGUGAGAGCAAUUUGCACCAAAUUCAGCUUCACUUCUUUUAAAUACGGGCAUCUUUGAAUCAAAGAAAAAUGUUCUAUACGUGUAUAAAUUGUAUUAUUAAAAAAAGUAUGUAAAUAGUUUAUUUCAAUAUCACAGUUGGUUAAAUGACUUCCUCUUGCUUCUUAUAUCAGGAAACGAAUAAUCUUGCAACGUAAUAUUUUGGCACGAGCAGUCCGAAUUUCCUGCAUUUUCCUAUGACUUAUGAAUUCUUUUAUCUACGUUAACGUUCACUUCGCCAAAUAUUUUCACCAGUUGUAAAGAUUCCCAAUAAUCUGUGUCCGAGCGUUGUCCGAGCGCCUUUCUUUACAUCACCGUUUGAACAAUCAAGCGUCGUUUUCUCUUAAUGUUUCAUGGACAAUUUUAUGGAAAUGAAUACACUUUGCACUCCUCUAUCAAUCAUUAUUAUUAUUAUUAUUAUUGUUAUUAUUAUUGUUAUUAUUAUUAUUAUUGUUAUUGUCAUUUUGUUGCUCAGUAAGACAAUGAUGGUAUCUUAUUUUUACUUUUUUAUAAAUAAAAAUACAUUUAUUAUCACAUUUGUUAUAAAGCGGAUUAAAUUCUUACUAUAGUAUGGCAGAAGUCAUUGCUCCUUUAUUUUUUUUUUUAAGUGACUGCUUAGUCGUG
Messenger RNA from Ictalurus punctatus (channel catfish), 2105 nucleotides. It is a transcript of the gene zbtb8a, whose product is annotated as zinc finger and BTB domain containing 8A. Gene Ontology annotation, molecular function: RNA polymerase II cis-regulatory region sequence-specific DNA binding; protein binding; DNA-binding transcription factor activity, RNA polymerase II-specific. Bases 112 to 1410 code for a protein of 432 amino acids. The record is from RefSeq and is a predicted model, not a curated record. Gene Ontology annotation, biological process: regulation of transcription by RNA polymerase II. Lineage: Eukaryota; Metazoa; Chordata; Actinopteri; Siluriformes; Ictaluridae. The transcript is spliced from 4 exons.